This is a messenger RNA of Penicilliopsis zonata CBS 506.65, 1044 nucleotides long. RefSeq lists its product as hypothetical. The record is from RefSeq and is a predicted model, not a curated record. NCBI's taxonomy places the organism in Eukaryota, Fungi, Ascomycota, Eurotiomycetes, Eurotiales, Aspergillaceae. Bases 1 to 1035 code for a protein of 344 amino acids. The transcript is spliced from 3 exons.
AUGGCUGUCUACACGCUCCCGCUGGUGAUACCGAAGAAAAGGCGAGUCGAAGAGGUUCCUGAGCUCGAAGCCGAAAGUGACAGGCUUGACCAGGAGGCCAAGACGGCGAGACAGAGACUCGGCGCCCAUUCGUUCAAUGCGGAGUUCUGGACGAAAGUUGCAGAAGUCGAAACGAUUAUCCUGCAGAAGACGAGUAUCGCCUCUGAGAUCUCCUUGGCUAGAUUCACUGGACCAGAGUCGAAAUGGGAGGAGGGUGAAGAGGCGAAGAAGCUUUUCCAACAAAUCAGAGCGCAUCGACAUCUGGUUUCUUCAUUUACAGCCUACAGCGAAUGCCUCACAACCAGUUCGUCUGGAAUGGGAAUUGCCAGGUCAGGGGCUAGAAAACGAGACAAUCGGCAGACGGAAUUUCGACGGCAACUGCUCGCAGACUACGCAAGUCUCGACCCUACCAGGCUAUUAUGCGUGACCAUGGACGCCAUCUUUGGCAAAACGGAACUGAUCUCCUCUGAAAACGGAUUUAUCGUCUCUUCCACGAUCAAGGAGCAUUUCGACUCUGGCAUAUUUGUCAUCGUUCCUGACGAAAUCCGGAACUUCAAGAUCAAGAUCAUCGACAAGCAAUGGCCCCUACUGAACUGCGGCAUCUUUACCCUGGAUGAUGAGCCGAAGUGGAAAGAUCUGGAUGGUCGGAAAUUGGUCUUCCGGGGUACCUGCAGACCGGCAGCUCGUUAUCUGUAUUUCCAUUACUGUCUCCAACUUCUCCGCCGAGCAUGGAAAGCCGGUCCUGGAGAGGAGGCCGCUGCCUGGUCUCUCCAGGAUGAGCUUGCAGAACCUCUCCGGGCAGUACCGGGAAGAUACAUCUCAAAGAACAUGCUUCAGGCUUUCAUCGACGAGCUAGGCCAUGAGUACAAGGAUCUUCUACUCGGAAGCAAAGCAAUCAAAGACAGGGCCAGUCUAUUGCUUGAUACUGCUGCUGUACAGAUUACAGACAGCGACAGAACUAGCGACAGCUCCGAGGAAAGUGAUGACGACUACUAGAAGGGUCAC